AUGGCACAGAACCCCUACGAUUACUGCUAUGGAUUUAACGGUUUCGAUGCGUCCGGCGGCUAUUCGGAGCAAGGCGCGUCAGGAAACUACGGCGGUUAUGAUCCUAAUGCUGGCUACGGUGGCUACGGCGGAGGCAGUGUCCCUCCAGCCGGAAGUACCGGCGCAGGCUUGCCACAAGACGACGCGAAUCGUCUCCAGUUGAAGAGCGAUGAAAAACACGGUCAAAUACUCAAAAAGCACAUGGGCUCCUCGGAUCGAAAAAUGUUCGUCGGGGGACUGGCGCACGAGACGACGACGGCCAACUUAUGGGAAUAUUUCGAGCAGUUCGGGGAACUUGAAGAUGUUGACAUCAAAACGGAUGUCUACACUGGUUGCUCUCGGGGCUUUGGUUUCAUCCUAUUCAAGAUCUUUGUUGGCGGCUUGAAGCCCGAAACCGACGACGAAACAAUCAAAACUUUUUUCACGGACUUAUACGGUGAAAUCGUUUCCUUUGAGCGUGGAAUCGACAAACACUCCGAAAUGCCCAGGCCAUUCGCCUUCAUGACGCUGAAAGAUGAAGAUCUAGCGGCCAAAUGCGUCAAAGAAAAGUGGCACACGAUCGACGAUAAACAAGUAGAGUGCAAAUCGGCGGUAGACAACUACCAGUACAAGCAGCAGCGAAACUUUCAUUACCAAAACAACUAUAGAUACGACUCUUAUGGUGGGCCCAGCUUUGGCUCCUCGUACGGUCAUUUCGCUGGUGGCGGUCCCGCUCGACAGAACAAGGGGAUGAACAGGUCUAAUCCUUACUAG
Oikopleura dioica is the source of this 792-nucleotide messenger RNA. The record is from the annotation of a GenBank genome assembly. Lineage: Eukaryota; Metazoa; Chordata; Appendicularia; Copelata; Oikopleuridae.